AUGUUCUACGAUGAAGAACCAGUUCCAAGAAUUUAUGGCGGCAGCGGCAUUGGCAUUACUGUCAACGGUAUUAAUGGCUCUGGUAUCAACGACAGCGGUUCUAGCAGCGAUGUCUACGCUUCAGGCGAUGACAGCACGGCUCCUAUCGAGCCAGUCGCCAUUUGCGGGCUGGGGAUGCGCUUACCUGGAGGCGUUACUGACCCUGACGCCUUCUGGGAUAUGCUUGUGAGCAAACGCGACGGUCGGUGUAAAGUCCCCAAAGAUCGCUACAAUGUUGAGGCGUGGUACGCGCCGGGCAAAAAAAGACAUGUGCCCAGCGAGUAUGGUUAUUUCCUUGACAGCAAUAUCGACUUUAAAAACAUCGACGCCUCUUUUUGGUCCAUGACCAAAAAAGAGCUGGAAACUCUGGAUCCACAGCAACGAUUGGCUCUCGAAGUUGUCUAUGAGACUCUCCAAAGCGCGGGCCAGAAGCCGUCGGAAAUCCGGGGAAGAAGGAUCGGCGUCUGGGUUGGAAGCUUCGGUGGUGACCGGGCGGAACUGGAUGCCCGCGACCCACAAGUCGUUCAUCCCUACAACCUUCUCAAUGGCUUCGACUUCAUGCCCGCAGAUCGAAUCCAUUACGAGUUUGGUUUCAUGGGGCCGAGUGUUACCGUUCGGACAGCCUGUAGCUCCUCACUACUGGGUCUUCACCAAGCUUGCCAUGCCCUGAUUCAUGGUGAUUGUGAAGCAGCAGUUGUGGCGGGUACAAGCGUCAUAUACUCCCCCACUCUAACCGCUACCAUGAAUGAUCACAACGUUUUGUCACCCUCAGGGAUGUGCAAAACGUUCGAUGCUGAGGCAGACGGAUUUGUGCGGGGAGAGGGCGUGGUGGCCGUGUACGUCAAAAGACUGCGUGAUGCGGUUCGGGACGGUGAUCCCAUUCGUUCGGUCAUUCUUUCCACGGCCAGCAACUCCAGUGGGAAGUCUUCCACCAUGACCGCACCGAAUCCAAUAGCCCAAGAGGACUUGAUCCGGAGGGCUCAUGAACUCGCCGGCAUCAAGGACUACUCCAGGACAGCAAUGAUGGAGUGUCACGGAACAGGGACCCCCGUCGGCGAUCCUAUUGAGGCAGAGGCAGUGGGACGCGUUUUCGGAGACCACGGAGGAGUCUAUAUCGGCUCUGUCAAGACCAACAUUGGUCACGUUGAAGGUGCUGCUGGCCUUGCUAGCGUUUUAAAGAUGACGCUUGCUCUCGAGAACGACAUAAUCCCCCCAAAUGCCAACUUCAAGUCCCCAAAUCCCAAGAUCCCAUUUGAGCGCUAUCAGCUCAAAGUUCCCACAGAGCCCAUUCCUUGGCCCAAGGGAAAGGAUAGAGUCGUUGGUGUCAGUUCCUAUGGAGUCGGUGGAUCCAACGCAUACGCUCUUCUCGCCUCGGCUAGCCACUUAGGCAUUCAAGAAAAAGAUAGAAAAAAGAAGGUCACCAGCCAUAUCGCAGGAAGUCUUGGUAUAGAGCCUCCUAAACUUCUUGUUUUGUCGGCCAAACACCCCAAAUCGCUUGAGAAAAUGGUAAGGCAACAUCAAGCGUACUACCUGUCCCACCCAGAUCACUUAAGAGACAUGGCAUAUACCCUAGCUAUGAAGCGUGAGACGCUGAGCUACCGUGCUUGUUGUGUAGCAAACGGUGUUGAUGACUGGAAAAUACUCAAAUCAACUCAUCACGGUCCGUACGAUCCUGCUCAGUUGGUCUUCAUCUUCACCGGGCAGGGCGCGCAGUGGGCUCAAAUGGGGAAGUCUUUGAUACAGAAUGUUCCUUCAUUUAGAAAUUCGAUAACCGUGAUGGAUAAGAUGUUGCAGCAGUUACCAGAUGCUCCGAAAUGGAAAUUGAUAGAUCAAAUGUUAGCGCCAAAAAAGAUUUCGAUGAUCAAUGAUGGAAAGAUCUCGCAGGUUUGUUGCGCAGCUCUACAAGUGGCUCUUGUCGACGUCCUGGAAAAGUACAAUAUUAGGCCCGGGGCCGUGCUAGGUCACUCCUCAGGUGAGAUUGCAGCGGCGUAUGCUUGCGGAGCAAUCACUCAACGCGAGGCCAUUAUUAUCGCCUACUACCGCGGAAAGGUCCUAGGAGCUAUUGAAAGCUCUGUCGGCGGCAUGGCUGCAAUCGGACUAGGAAAGGUAGAGGUUACACCGCAUCUUCGACCUGGUGUGCUUAUUGGCUGCGAAAACAGCCCCAAUAGCGUCACGAUCACCGGCGACAAGAUUGUCUUGGAGAUGGUUGUCAACGACAUCAAGAAAGCCCACCCGGACGUUCUCGCCAGAGCUCUGCAGGUAGACAGAGCCUAUCACUCUCAUCACAUGCAAGCCGUUGCUUCACAAUAUUUUGACCUACUCCAGCCUCAUAUAAAGCCUCGUGAUCCGAGGACGCCGUUCAUCUCAAGCGUUGCGAACCGGCCCAUCUCUAAUGGGGUUGAUCUCGGUCCGGCCUACUGGGUCCAAAACCUGGUCUCGCCAGUCCUAUUCAGCGGGGCCGUAAGUAAGAUGAUUCAUACUUUAAAGUCGAAAAAGACCUUCCUCGAAGUUGGGCCUCACUCUGCACUUGCAGGACCCAUUCGCCAGAUUUUAGUUGCUGAAAAUAUCAACGCUGAGUACAUUAGCGUCCUCAACCGCGGCCAAGAUUCACAUCAGGAGCUUCUCCGUGCUGUGGGCGAGCUGUGGUUGCAUAACCAUCCGGUAGCCCUGAGCCGUGUAGUGGACAAAGGAGAGACCCUUACAGAUCUUCCUUUGUAUCCAUGGCAUUAUGAAGAGCCGCUUUGGCAUGAGUCUAGGCUCUCUGAAGAGUACCGUCUUCGUAAAUUCCGGCAUCAUGAACUCCUUGGCAGUAGGGUUUUGGAGAGUACUCCCACCAAUCCGGCCUGGAGAAACCUGCUGCGUCUUGAAGAUGUGCCUUGGAUUGCAGAACAUGAAGUUGAGGGCAGUAUUAUCCUGCCAGGUGUCUCUUACUUAUGCAUGGCUGGCGAAGCUGUCCGGCAGCUUACUGGAGAGAGCGGCUUUACAUGCAAGCAGGUGCACUUCAACGCUGCGCUGCUUAUGACCUUCGAGAGUCAGACAGAAAUCAUCACGCAACUGAAGCAGAUUGGUCUGACUGACUCGGUUGACUCGGAUUGGUAUGACUUCACUAUUUCUAGUCAUCAUGACGGGGGCUGGGUGAAACAUGCAUUUGGCAAGGUCCGUGGCAGCGCCAAAGAGAGAGACAGCAGCCUGGACAUAGCCAGUGCUGAAGCCACCCGCAAGGUCUUCUCGAGGGUGUGCUCUUCUGCUUCCUGGUACCGCAAGUUCAGAUCUCUCGGUCUGGAAUACGGCCCGCGCUUCAGUGGUAUGGAGAUUACAGCCGACCCCUUGUCACCGAAGGUUGCCGCAACCUUGAGGCUUGACUUGCUUCCAGGAGAAGAAAAACACUACUCCAUACACCCAGGGGCGUUGGACCGUCUUGUCCAGAGCCUUUAUAUGGCAGCAGCUCAUGGCCUGACGAGAAAUUGCAAUACGUUGGCCCUCAUUGCUUAUGUUGAUGAGUUCACCUUAGGCCCUCCCCCGGAGGGGGCCAAAGCAUUGUCCUUCCUGUCGAAAAUUACGGAGCAGAGGUCUGGAGCGUUUCUAGGCAGUGUUGUUGCAUCUGUGGAUGGUCAAAACACUGUUGUGAGCUCCAAAGGCUGGCAACUGUCCAGAAUCAACGAAUCCGGUGAAGUACACGCGAAUCUGAAUUCUCAUGGAGCUGCCCAGCUGGAGUGGCGGAAAGACAUUGAAUUUAUCAAUCCGUCCUCUCUCAUAUCUUCAGCUAUAACCGCUGAAAAGGCGGAUUUGUAUCGGCUUCUGGAUCGAUACAACGUACUCUCCCUUACUCGUACCCUCGACAACAUACGCUGUGCCCCUCAACCACGCCGCGACCACUUGACCAAAUAUCGGAAAUGGCUUGAGCAAACAGUCACCGAUCUCGCUUCUGGCUCGCUGAAGUGUCCUGGCGUCCCUGACGCUGCGCAACUUGUCACAAUGACGGCAGAUGUUCGGGAUGAACUGCUCCCACGUCUCUUCAAACAACUAGAAGGCAGCGAAGUUCAUGCACCCGCAACUGCUAUACAUCGUGUCAGCUCCAGUUGUGAAGGCAUUUUCAACGGUGAUAUCAGCGAACUUGAGCUCCUACUGGCUGAUGGUGUCCUGCAACACGUGUACGACUGUCUGCUUCUAGACACGGAGUCGUCAGCAUUCUUAUCGCUUAUCGGACAUAAAAAGCCGAACCUCCGCGUGUUGGAAAUCGGAGCCGGAACCGGGGGUGCGACAGCCAGCACCCUUCGAAGUUUGACUUCAGCACAAGGAGAAAGAAUGUACCAAUCUUACACAUACACUGAUAUAUCUUCUGGCUUCUUCGCUGAUGCGAAAGAGAGGUUCAAGGAGUAUUCCGGCCUUGAAUUUGCAUUGCUUGACGUUAGCAAAGAUCCAUUGGAGCAAGGCUUCAAGCCGGAAUCCUACGACCUUGUCAUUGCUUGGAACGUGAUACAUGCCACGCCUAACCUGCGCGAGUCACUAGCAAACAUAAGAAAGUUGAUACAUCCUCGUGGUUGGUUUCUCCUACAAGAAAUCGCUCCUGUGACGCCCUGGAUCAAUCACUGUUUUGGUGUCAUAUCCGGUUGGUGGCUUGGUGAGGCUGACAACCGCGUUUGGAAGCCCCAUGUCGACUUCGAACGCUGGAAAAAGGAGCUUUCAGAGUCUGGGUUCGGUCAUAUAACAAACAGUUUUGACAAUUAUACGAAUAACAACAUUGUUUCUCGGCCGGUAUCGCUCUUGUCCAGUUCAAAACGGGUUACGCUUCUGAAACGAGCAAACCAAAAAGUUCCAAACAUACAGGACAAUCUGCAAGCCGCGGCAUACAAAGUCGACGUAUAUGAUUUAGAGGACUCAGAAGCAAAGCUUGCUCCAGGACAAGAUGUUAUAGCAACCCUGGAUAUGUCCUCUCCUUUCUUCAUCGGCCUAGUCGAAGAAGAUUUUGCUCAUCUUCAGCGAUUUAUCAAGGCUGCACAUGACGGCAACUGUGGUAUUCUCUGGCUCACAGGCCCGUGCCAGAUUGGAGGAACAGUUGAACCAGAGUACGCGCCGUUACUUGGCUUCGCCCGUGUCAUACGCAGUGAACUAGGACUUGAUUUUGCUACACUCGAACUCAACAAUAUUUCCACAGCGGCGGCGGCAGAAAUUGUCCAGAAGGUGUACGUCGAGUUUGAGAAGCGUGUCUCGAAUGAUCCGGACGCCAAUCCUGAGUAUGAGUGGGCUUAUGCGGACGGAGAGGUUCUUGUCAGUCGUUAUCGCUACACAAAUGUCGCGCAGAAAGUUGAAGUGCUGCCUGACGAAAUGAGUGUACGCAAGUUGGAACAACGCACGCCGGGUCUUACUGAUACACUUUGCUGGAGGCCGCUGGCUGCUCCAGUGCUUGCCGAUGGCGAUGUCAGAGUCGAUGUAAAGGCUAUCGGCAUGAACUACAAAGAUUUGCUCAUUGCGCAAGGUGUGAUAACGGACGCAGCAGCCGUCGACGCCGGGUUCGGCCUAGAAUGUGCAGGCAUUGUCUCAGAAGUCGGCCCUGGCGUGGACAGGUUGAAAGUGGGUGAUAGGGUCGCUGUUAUUUCGAGCGGGUCGUUUACGAACAGCAAGACCGUAUCGCAACAGUUGUGCUGCAAGAUGCCCAACAACAUGAGUUUUGAGGAUGCUGCUAGCAUGCCCAUUGCGUACUGCACCGCUUUCCAUGCAAUUUUCAACCAAGGCAAUGCGACCAAAGGAUUGAGUAUUCUAAUACAUUCAGCUACUGGAGGCGUGGGCAUGGCGGCCCUUCAGCUCGCUCAGAUGCUAGAAGCCGAUAUCUACUGCACUGUUGGUAGUCAAAGCAAGAGAGACUUCCUAGUCAAAGAAUGCAAGAUUCCCCCGGAGCACAUUUUCAACUCCCGCGACUCAUCCUUUUUGCCUGGAAUCAUGGCAGUAACAGAAGGACGUGGCGUUGAUCUCGUCCUCAACCAGCUUUCAGGAGAGCUGCUUCAUGCAUCCUGGCAAUGUGUAGCAGAGUUUGGCACAUUUGUCGAGCUCGGCCGCCGGGAUUUCCUCGGUCAUGCUAAAUUAGCCAUGGAGAAGUUUGAAUCAAAUCGAACCUUUACUGCCGUCGAUCUGACGCACCUCUGGGUCCGGAAACCGCGAGUCGUGGGGGAAAUUCUGGAGCGGGUGAUCCAGCUUUGGACCGAGGGACACGUCAAGCCUUGGAUUGCUUCCAGAUUCUCGGCCGCGCAAAUAUCCCAGCCAUUCCGCCAAAUGCAGAAGAGUCAGCACAUAGGCAAGCUCGUUGUCACAAUGCCGGAUGACACUGCUGAUGACGCGCUUCCCACCGAGCCCAUCUACAAGAAGCUCAAGCUGAGGCAUGAUCGGUCGUACCUCUUUACUGGCGGCUUGGGGUCACUCGGUACAGUCAUAGCCACUUGGCUUGCGGAAAAGGGAGCUAAAGAGAUCGUCUUUUUGUCCCGCUCUGCAGGCUCAAUGCCAAAACACGCACAAGUUGCCGAAGAGCUCGCGGUAUUGGGUUGCAAGGUCACGAUGGUGUCUGGUGAUGUCGCCGAGUACAACGAUGUCGCUGAAGCUAUCAAAACGGCUGAGAUGCCUGUCGGAGGCGUUCUACAUGCUGCGAUGCUCCUCCAGGAUUCCAGUUUCCUCAACAUGAGUUGGGGCGAUUGGCUGACGGCAUUGCAGCCCAAGAUUGACGGAACCAGAAACAUCCAUGACGCGCUGUUGAAACAGCAACCUGAUGUUCCGGUUGACUUCUUCUUCCUCUUCAGCUCUACUGCUGCCACCGGUGGUUGGUGGGGACAAGCCAAUUAUCAUGCCGGAAACACGUAUAUGGAAUCUUUCGCUGCUUACAGACGCAGUCUGGGUUUGGCUGCCAGUGUUCUAAAUGUUGGUUUCAUCAGUAACGUCGGAUACGUUGCUGACCGACCUGAGGUACUCGACUCCGCAAGGGCAACGGGACAGUGGCUCAAUACGGAAGUCGAGCUUCUAGAAUGCAUCGAGCGCAUGUUGAUGGAACCGCCGACUGACUCUGGCUCUGCAACUUCUUCUUGCCGAAUUCAGUCAAGCCUCAUGGCAAUGGGUAUGCGCUCUACCAUACCGCUGACGUCGAAAGCGUGCCGUGUCCCCUGGAAGAGAGAUCGACGUAUGCUGGCCUUGCACAACAUAGAACCAGGUGACUCCUCAGGCUCGUCGGGCUCGGAUAUGAUGUCUAAUGACGAGUUAUCCCACGCAAUUCGCGAGAUUAGCUCCAACAUUGUCUCCCUCCAGUCAGACGAGACCAUAACGUUCUUGGCCACACACAUCGGUAAAACGUUGUGCAAGUUCCUGCUGAGGUCAGAUACCGAUCUCGACUUGGAAGUCCGACUCACGGACAUCGGUAUGGACUCUCUAAUAAGCAUAGAAGUAAGGGCCUGGAUCAGGCAGUGGAUGGGUGUCGACUUGGCCACGCUUGAGAUUACAGGAUCUGAGAAUUUGCGGAAGCUUGCUGCUGCAGUCCAGAAGAAGAUGAUUACGAAGUACAACUCUAAGACAUAA
Messenger RNA from Colletotrichum truncatum, 7590 nucleotides. RefSeq names its product polyketide synthase. Lineage: Eukaryota; Fungi; Ascomycota; Sordariomycetes; Glomerellales; Glomerellaceae. The record is from RefSeq and is a predicted model, not a curated record. Gene Ontology annotation, biological process: secondary metabolite biosynthetic process; fatty acid biosynthetic process. Gene Ontology annotation, molecular function: phosphopantetheine binding; oxidoreductase activity; fatty acid synthase activity.